Molecule: messenger RNA, 692 nt
Organism: Triticum aestivum (bread wheat)
Lineage: Eukaryota; Viridiplantae; Streptophyta; Magnoliopsida; Poales; Poaceae
Product: esterase PIR7B
Exons: 3
Coding region: 53-577 (174 amino acids)
Biological process (GO): salicylic acid metabolic process; jasmonic acid metabolic process
Molecular function (GO): methyl jasmonate esterase activity; methyl salicylate esterase activity; methyl indole-3-acetate esterase activity
Source: RefSeq, a predicted model, not a curated record
GAGGCUGAUUCUGGUCGGGCACAGCCACGGCGGGCUCAGCUUGGCGCUAGCCAUGGAGAGGUUCCCCGGCAAGGUCGCCGCCGCCGUGUUCGCAGCCGCCGGGAUGCCGUGCGUUGGCAAGCACAUGGGCGUCACCACCGAGGAGUUCAUGCGAAGGACAUCAUCGGAAGGACUCAUGGACUGCAAGAUGCUGCCAAUCAAUAACAACCACGGUGCAGGGGUUGCAAUGAUAAUGGGCCCAAACUUCUUAGCACGCAAGAACUACCAGCAAAGUUCACCUGAGGAUUUGGCCCUGGCAAAAAUGUUGGUGAGACCGGGAAACCUGUUCAUGGAGGAUCCGGUGAUGAAGGAUGCAAGCCUGCUCACCGAUACCAACUACGGGUCGGUGAAGAAGGUAUAUGUGGUAGCAAAGGCUGAUGGCUCCAGCACCGAGGAGAUGCAGCGUUGGAUGGUGUUGUUGAGCCCCGGCACGGAGGCCGAGGAGAUCGCGGGAGCUGACCACGCCAUCAUGAGCUCGAGGCCUAGGGAGCUCUGUGAUGCUCUGGUCAAGAUCGCCGACAGCUUAAAUACUUGCUAAAUUGUACGAUAUAUAUCCCUGGAAAUCAAUGUAGGUGUGUACUUGAUUUUCAUCUAAAAAUAAAUAUGUUCAGUGAUACUAUUAAAUCAAUGGAAAUUAAGUAGUAUUACCUUCA